Paracoccidioides brasiliensis Pb18 is the source of this 1668-nucleotide messenger RNA. RefSeq names its product lysophospholipid acyltransferase. Gene Ontology annotation, molecular function: 1-acylglycerophosphocholine O-acyltransferase activity; 1-acylglycerol-3-phosphate O-acyltransferase activity. Gene Ontology annotation, biological process: lipid modification; glycerophospholipid biosynthetic process. The record is from RefSeq and is a predicted model, not a curated record. The coding region runs from base 1 to 1668 and encodes 555 amino acids. The transcript is spliced from 4 exons. Gene Ontology annotation, cellular component: endoplasmic reticulum; membrane.
AUGCUACCAUUUAUCAAUACUCCUUUUGUGCCGGUAGCGAACGCAACAGGAGCAUCCAUUGACGAACUAAAAUUGAUUACAUCGCUCCUCCUUUCAUACCCUCUUGCCGGCACCUUGAAAAGGAUUCCGGACUCGAAGCCAUGGCAGAAAAAUUUGUUUAUCGUUGGCGUUUCAUUAUUUUACCUGGUGGGUUUAUUCGACCUCUGGGAUGGAGUGCGGACCAUAUUUUAUAGCUCUGCAGGGGCAUAUGCUAUAGCUUAUUACAUCGACGGAUCAUUAAUGCCGUGGCUCGCGUUCGGGUUUCUAAUGGGCCAUAUGUCUAUUAAUCAUAUAUCCAGACAACUCGCCAAUAGCCCGUCUACUGUCGAUAUCACGGGAGCUCAGAUGGUGUUGGUGAUGAAAUUAACCGUCUUUUGUUGGAACGUACAUGACGGUCGAUUACCGCAGGAGAAGCUGUCAGAAUCUCAGAAAUACGCAGCUAUCGCCAAGCUCCCUAGCCUACUUAAUUUUGCGGGCUAUGCACUCUUUUUCCCGUCUCUCUUUGCGGGGCCGGCUUUCGACUAUGUGGAAUAUCGAAAAUGGAUCGAGACCACCAUGUUUGAUGCGCCAUCUGGUGUAGACCCAGCGAAGAAGCCCCCGACUCGUAAGAAGCGAAAGAUCCCGAGAAGCGGUAGGCCUGCUAUGCUGAAAGCAGUGAUGGGUUUGUUCUGGAUAUUCGGCUUUCUGCAAUUUGGAAGUGUGUAUACCGUCGACUUUCUCCUGAGCGACAAUUAUUCGAAAUACGGACUGCUGAGGCGAAUAUGGAUACUCCACAUGUUUGGAUUUACUGCGCGUCUCAAGUAUUACGGAGUAUGGUCCUUAACUGAGGGGGCCUGCAUCUUAUCGGGAAUAGGAUAUAAUGGCUUCGAUGUAAAUACAGGUAAGGUGUCUUGGAAUCGAUUAGAAAACGUGAACCCAAAGGGACUGGAAACGGCACAGAACCCACACGAUUAUCUCAGUAACUGGAAUAAAAAUACCAACCACUGGUUGAAAAACUAUGUGUACUUGAGGGUGACCCCAAGGGGCAAAAAACCAGGAUUCAGAGCGAGUCUCGCCACGUUUAUAACAAGUGCAUUUUGGCAUGGUUUCCACCCUGGAUACUACUUGACCUUCAUACUAGGUGCAUUCAUUCAAACAACUGCAAAAAACUACCGUCGCUACGUUCGGCCCUUUUUCUAUAUUUCAGACGGGUCCUCCCCAACCCCCUACAAACGCAUCUACGAUAUCCUGAGCUGGCUAACAACCCAACUAUCUCUCUCAUUUAUCGUCGCUCCCUUCGUAAUUCUUCACUUCAAAGACAGCAUUCACGUCUGGUCAAGUGUCUACUUCUACGGGAUUGUCGGCAUAGUCCUCUCCCAGGCUUUCUUCUCCAGUCCCGCAAAGGGUUACCUGGUUAAACAACUAAAAGCCCGUGGUGGCCCUGCUACAAAGCCGGCCUAUGCUUCUCGAGAUAAUAACGAGUCACCUGUGCUUGGACUACCAUCCAACCCGGGUCAGGAUAUCGAUGAUGCCAUGAAAGAAAUCAAGCUCGAGAUCGAGGCACGGAGGAGGAAAGGAAGCGUUGUGACUAUGCCAUCGGGGCAAGAGCUGAAAGCCUUGCUGGAGGAGAAGCUUGAGAGGAAAUUAUAA